GAUAAAAACACACACAGUGAAUGAAUUAUGAUUGCCAUUGGAAUCCAACAAUCUCUCUUGUCGUUUUUCUGUGAAGCGUCAAUCAUAUAUUCUCCUUUGUCAAAUCAACGCCAACCACAGACAACCUUGCCUAAUUGGUGAUUUGGUAACGACCAAAAAUGAUUUUGGACAAGAAAAACAUUGAGGAGACUCAUUACGAGGUUCUCAAUGUCAAGGAGGAUGCAAAUUACGAAGAAAUCCGUGCUAGUUACCGAAGUGCUGCACUCAAUUUACAUCCUGAUAAGCUAUUGAAGACAUCUGAUGCAUCCCGCAGUAACCAAACAACUUCAGAGAGAUUUCUCAAAGUUCACAAGGCAUGGGAAAUUCUAAGCAAUUCAACCUCUCGUUUAAUUUAUGACAAGGAACUAAAAAGUUCGAGGCGGGAGGAUUUCUUGGCUUCUGAAGUUGCAGAAGAGUUAAGGUUACAGGAUAUGACUGUUGAAGAUGCUGGUGAAACAUUGGAAUUGUUUUAUCAGUGUCGAUGUGGUGAUUACUUCUCUGUAGACUCAUUGGAAUUGUAGAAAAUGGGGUAUUCCUUGUUGAGAGAUGGAAACAGCAUCAGCAUUUCUAUACUUAUUGUUGAUACUUCACCAGGAUCAGUGAUUCUUCCUUGUGGAUCUUGUUCGUUGAAAGCUCGUCUUGUACUUAGUAUGGAUAACAAUUGAAAUUAUUCAUAUUUUUGGCAUGAUUGGUGACGAUUACGAUUACUAGCAGUUUUUUUUUAUGAACAUGGCAAAUUACUGAUAGUUGCCCAUGAUUAAAAAAAAUCUCGGGCUGAAACCUGUAAGUGCCGUUUUCAAUCUCGAAUUUUGAAUUUGGAAAUUGAUGAAAUGAUAUUAGCUAGCCUACUCAC
Messenger RNA from Medicago truncatula (barrel medic), 892 nucleotides. Its product is annotated as DPH4 homolog. Gene Ontology annotation, biological process: protein histidyl modification to diphthamide. Gene Ontology annotation, molecular function: metal ion binding. Lineage: Eukaryota; Viridiplantae; Streptophyta; Magnoliopsida; Fabales; Fabaceae. The coding region runs from base 159 to 560 and encodes 133 amino acids. The record is from RefSeq and is a predicted model, not a curated record. Gene Ontology annotation, cellular component: cytosol. The transcript is spliced from 2 exons.